UGUCUAGUCCCUGAUUUUAGUGGGAUUGCUUCAAGUUUCUCUCCAUUUAGUUUAAGGUUAGCAACUGGUUUGCUGUAUAUGGCUUUUACUAUGUUUAGGUAUGGGCCUUGAAUUCCAAUUCUUUCCAGGACUUUUAUCAUGAAGGGGUGUUGAAUUUUGUCAAAUGCUUUCUCAGCAUCUAAUGAAAUGAUCAUGUGGUUUUGUCCUUUCAGUUUGUUUAUAUAAUGGAUCACGUUGAUGGUUUUCCGUAUAUUAAACCAUCCCUGCAUGCCUGGGAUGAAGCCUACUUGGUCAUGGUGGAUGAUUGUUUUGAUGUGCUCUUGGAUUCGGUUUGCCAGAAUUUUGUUGAGUAUUUUUGCGUCGAUAUUCAUAAGGGAAAUUGGUCUGAAGUUCUCUUUCUUUGUUGGGUCUUUGUGUGGUUUAGGUAUAAGAGUAAUUGUGGCUUCAUAGAAGGAAUUCGGUAGUGAUCCAUGCUAUUUCUAUCCGAGGGAAUCAAACUCGGGUUGUGAGGCUUGGCAGCAAGCGCCUUUACCCACUGAACUUUUCCUGGACUUUUUGGUGUUGUUUUUCAAGACAGAGUCGCACUGUGUAGCCCUGGAUGUCCUGGAACUCACUCUGUAGACCAGGCUGGCCUUGAACUCAUGCCUGCCUGCCUGCCUGCCUUCUUUCUUUCUUUCUUUCUUUCUUUCUUUCUUUCUUUCUUUCUUUCUUUCUUUCUUUUUUUGUUCUUUUUUUUUUUCGGAGCUGGGGACCGAACUAGGGGCCUUGCGCUUCCUAGGCAAGCGCUCUACCACUGAGCUAAAUCCCCAACCCCUCUUUCUUUCUUUCUAUCUUUCCUUCCUUCCUUCCUUCUUCUUCUCUCUCUCUCUCUCUCUCUUGUUUAUUAUUAAUUUAUUUGAUUUAUUUAUUAUUUAUUUAUUUGAGACAAAGUCUCAUUGGGUAGUUCUAGCUCAUCUCUAGAAGCUGCUAUGUAGACCAUGCUGGCCUCUAACUCAUAGAGAUCCUCCUGCCUCUGCCUCCCUCACUGUAAACCUGAGUGUUGGUAAUACAGAUGUACACCACUAAGCCUAGCUUGGGAUAUUUUUUUUUUAAUUUUUUUUUAUCAUGCCCAUCUUAGUGAAGUGAACUUCUAUGGUGUUAGUAGAAAGUAGCAGCACAUGUGUGGCGAUGUCCUUGUUCUCAGUCAAAGGAUGCUAUUCUCUGCUCGCACUAGGGUGUCCAAGCACAUCAGGAGCAUUGCCUUGUAUGAUCAUAAGGGAAGAGCUCUCUGUCUUUCUCUCCGAACCCCUCCCCUGUUGCCUUCCACUGUGAAUUUACUGCCCAGUGUCCCAGACCCCGACCUAGCAGUGGUUCUUGUUGGUCCUCAGUGCAACUCACCCUGAACCCCCCAGCAUCCCACCCUGCUCCCCACACACUGUGGGUUUCCUAAAGUCCUUGGCUUCUCUCUCGCCAUUGCUUAGGAAUCAAACAUCCUAAAACAUUACAGCUGGAAGCAGCAUAAGUCUCAACACAUUCUUCCCGAGUGAGGUCCUGCUUGUGCCGAGAGGGUUUGAGGGCUGCAGAGAUGGAAGUUCUCAGUGGCCAACUGACCCCUGAAGGCAGAGACCAGGCUCCCUUCCACUGGAGGGCGGGGCUUCUCAGGAGUUCUGGGAAGUUCUUGGUGAUAAAGAGUUCAUGUUUCCUCUUAUUUCUCUACCUCUGCCUUGACUCCCUCAUUUCCCAACUGAGAGACUUUUAUAUUAAAAAUUCAAGACAAUGCUUUCAUUUUUAAAUUCCAUUUUAUUUUUAAUCCGUUUUUAUAGAAACGCAGAUUAAAAGUCAAACAGUAGCCAUCUUUCUCAGGCCCAGCCCCACUUCCCAGAGGAACCUCUUUGAACUCUGGUGUUUUUUUCUUCCAAAUCACUGCCCUCACUCAGAUGUCUUGAAUGCAGUCUUAUUGGUGUUUAAACAUUGCUGUGAGAAAGACCCGGCACAGUCCCUCCUUGCUCCUCCCCAUCCUGACAGCCAUGCCUUGUGGGGUUGACCCCGUGGUUGGGUUUCCACACAUUAUUCACUAGAGAGAGAACUGAGUGAGGUGGUGCUUUUUGUCUGUUCAGUUGUUUAGCUGUUUUUUUUUUUUUUUUCCUGAGCUACUCAUGGUCUUUAAAGACUGGUUUUACUGCCUACCCAGGCCAAGUUCUUCCCCAGUGCCCCUGCAGACCUACUGGGUUCCUACUGUUGUCUUUGCUCCUAGCUUCCAAGCCCUCCCUGCAUUAUCUAUCACUCUGACAGCCCAGCCCGUGCCUCCCAUCUUCCUGCUCUGGCCUAGACUUGUUCAUCUGGGAUUCUUUUUGCUGUGUGUCUGGCUUAGAUCCUUCUUUUCUUGGGGCCCAAGUCUUGGUUCCUUGUUGUUGUUGUUGUUUGAUUGAUUUCCAUGUUGUUUGUUGUUGGUUUAUGCCUUGGGGGGGGGUGUCUCCUAGUAGGUUCUUGGGAAAAUGCAUAGGAGGUAAAUUUUCAGAAGCCACAUGGAGCUGAAAUUCCUCGGUGGGGGCAUCACACAGAAUUGUCACUUGAAAUCUUUACAUCUAAAAUUUGAAGGUAGGGCUGGAGAUGGUUCAAUGAUUAAGCACAGUGUGAUGAUUGGAGUUUGGAUCCCCAAGAACCCAUGCAAAUAGCAUCUGGGCAUAGAGGGCUGCCUACAGCUCGAGUUUUCUAAGGCAGAGACCGUAGAGGAAGCUAGCUGGCAAGAUUAGCUCUAUCUUCAAGAUCUAGGUGUGAUUGAGAGACCCUGCCUUAGUAAAUUAUGUGGAGUUGUAAUUGAGGAUCACCUGGGGCUUCUGCAUGCACCCUGAAACAUUGAAAUACACACAUGCACACCACUCCUGCACACAAAGUCAAAUAUUAAUUAAAAUAAAAUUCAGAAGUAGCUCUAUACUGCCAUUUUGAGUCCGGUCUGGUUUUCUCUCUGGAGAUUUAUAGAAUCACUAUCUUACCAUUUUUUAAGAGAAACUAGGCAACCUCAACCUAGAACAUUCCAGGGGAAACCACAUGCCUCUCAGUAAGAGGUGGAAAGUCCUCCUCUGUGCAUCCCUUUUCCUAAGCAGCAAGGGGAAAGAUCGUGAGGCAGCUGUGGCUGCUGACUCUUUGCUGGCCCUGUGGCCCUGUGACUGCUCCUUCUUCCCUCUUUACUCCACAGUAGAGGGUGCUCCAGACGUAAGGAGGCAGCCUGGAGAAACACACAUAUCUUGUUUUUUUUUUUUUUUUAAAAAAACAAAACAAAACAAAAUGAUUUUCCGCCCCCUCCCACAGCCCCAGGGAGUAAAAGUGAGCUGGAGACAGAGGACAAGAACACCCUGAGUCCCUCUCCUAGGGAGGACCAGUCCCACCCACAACCCCCUACCUCCUUUUAUCAGGCACCCUGUUCCUUAUAUUUCCCAGUAAAUGAUCUUUUGUAACAGGCCUGCGAACUGAUUGUUCCUGACUGGCAAUUUCUCUGAAGCAGAGUAAUAAAUACGAGAACCCAGGAAGAGGCUGUUCAGAACAUUUGCUUCUUAUUUAAAGAAUUUAUUUUUUAACAUCAAACUUUCUGUAUCUUUUUCCUCAAUGUCUAGCCUCGAGAAGGUGAGACUGAUUUAAGUUAAAGUGUUAUCUUUUAAACUAUUCAAGGAAGCCGCGUGUAGCGGUGCACAUCUUUUAAACCCCAGUCCCAGAGGCAGGCAGAUCUCUCUGAAUUCAAGGCCAGCGUAGUCUACAUAACAAGACCCUGUCUCACCAAUAAGUAAUUGCCUAUACAUUAAAUCAACGAAGGACUCCUCAGCUCUGCCCACUCCCCUCGGGCCUCUCCUCCUGUCUUUCCUCCUUUUACUAAUUUUGAAACCUUUCGUGUGUGCAUUUUGAAAGAUUCCUGAGAUUUGGAGUUAAUCACUGAAGGGAAGAAGGCAGUAAGAAACAGAGAGGAAAAAAGAAUUAAAGCAAAUAAACAAUAACAGCAACAAAGACUGAUCUCAAGGUCAAGUCAGAAGGAAGUACCGCUGAAAACCUGAAGCACAGGUAAAUAUGAUCUGACUUUAUUCUAAUGGAUCUGGGUGUCCUGGCUUUCAAACUCCUCAUCCAUAGACCCUGAAGGAAUAAACAGAGAACCUUACUAGACCGUUUCUCCCAGUACCGGCUCUUCCUUUUUCAGUGGACCGGUCCAUUUUCUAUCCUAUCACAAAAGGCCCAAUGCUUUUAUUUCAGGAUUUAGAAGGGAAGAGAGUGUCUAGACAACACCACUGAAAUGACUGGCCAAAGAGACAGAGAUCCGUAGGCACCUACUGGGUUUACCAGGAGCUUUUUACACCAGGGAGGAACCAUUCGCUCUCCCAGAGACUGCCCAAUGGAAGCUCUGGGAAUGUCAUACAGUUUCUGGUUUAAGGAAGGUAUUUUAGCAAAAGCCUCAUAACGUCGGUGGAUAAGAGGUGCUCCCCGUGAAGUCCUGCAGGCAAGUAGAUACACAGCAGGUCGGACGGUUGCCCUGACUCUGUAGUUCAGGCAAUGCUGUGUACUCGUCGCCGUUCCAUUACUGUGGGAAAAAAAAAAAAAAAAAACCACACCUGAGACAAAUCAGCUGAAAAGAUGAGAGGUUUAUUUUGACUCAUGGUCUCAGAGGUUUCAACGUAUUGUCACUUGGCCAUGACGCAAGACAUCAUGAGAAAGGCGUAGUAGAGGGGAGACUCUGUCCUGGUGACAGGGAAGCAGGCAGGAGGGAAAGGAGAGGAAGGAGAACGUGAGAGAACCUGGACAAGAUCUGACCUCAACAUAAUGCUCCAAGUGACCCACUUUCUCCGGCCAGGCCCUACCUCCUCGUGGUCCGGUCAUUUAUAAAUUCAUCGAUUGCUUCACUCAUUGAUGAACUGAGCACCCUCACGAUCCAAUCAGUUCAAUAGCCCCACCAGUUAGGGCCAAACUCUCAACACAUGGAGCCGUUUUAUAUCUAGAUCAUAACGGACUGAGAUCGAUCUUUCUGUAUUCACCCAUAAAAAUCCCUGAGAGUUGAAGCAAUGCCAGGCAUGUAUGUGGAAUGAAAGGGUGUAGGGGACGGCUUUGCGCAACACUGCAGGAGUCUUUCCUGCCCCCUCGCUUUUAGGGGUUGCAUUAGCAGUAACUGAGAGGGUCUUCAUACAACCCCGUGAGAGCAAAGCUUGGAGAUCGGUCUAGAUCUUCAGGACCAAUACUCCCAAACACCGUUUGUCCAGGUCAGGAUAAAAGUUCAUGGGCAAAUAGGUAAAAUGUUGAGGGUUUAAAGUCAGUCGAACAAGUACAAGAUGAGACACAGCUUAGGAAACCUCGCACGUUCUUACGCUUUAGUGGACGCUAAGCCCAGUGUUCAGACAGGUCAGCUGUGACUGCCGGCAGAGGCUCCUGGCAAGUCAUUCAGUGGCUGCUUCAUUAAUUUUGCCAAAUGCUGACUGGGAGCCUGCCAUGUGCCAAAGCACUGUGCUCAGGGGAGACCUUUCCUGCAGACAGUCACGAAGGUGUGCUGGAGGACUGGAGGGUGGCAGAGUACUCUCCUGAGACACCGAACAAGGAGGGAGAGGGAGGUGCCUCAUCCAAAUAUAAGGAGUAAAGGCAGUGCCCAGCGAGUGCGAGGUUGAGUGAUGCAGUGAGAGCUAGCUGUGUGGUACACAGGAUGGGAUGUCCGGGAGGAGUGGGAGCCACCGAGAGGAAAGCAGGGAGAAGAUUCUGUUGUGUUUUUCUCCUACCCUACAGCCUGGGGCAUCUUAGAUCUCAUUUCUUCAGUUUCCUCUUUCAAGAGCCUCAGGCUUCAUCUUUGGUCCUCUGCUUUCCCAUAUAUUUGCGUCUCUUACUGGCCUUAACCAAGUGCACGUCCUUAAACAUGUUCUGUUCGCACAUGUGCACAACAUUUCUGGCUUCUCAUCCCUGAGCUCAGGGCCCGUCUUGCUGCCUAUAUGAUGCUCCAUACUGAGCACGUUGAAGCCUCUGGGCCUCUGCAGUGCGUCUGCUGGGGAGGCCAUAACAAAGUGCCACAAGUGGCUGGCUGAAAUCAUAGAACUGUUCUCUCACAGCUCGGGAAGGGAGGAGUGCAGCAUUAAGACGUUGGCAGUCCCGCUCUCCCUGAUGGCUGUCGGGGAGGCUGUGCCUGUCCAUCACUUAGUGUGGUUGGUCAGCAGGGCCUUCACCCCAGUGUCUGCCUCUUGUGGUCACAGUGUCUUCUCCCAUGCAUACCUGUCUCUCCUCCUGCUAUGAACAGCAGUCACGUUAGGUUAGGGUCUAUACGGCUGACCAUUGCUUCUUAAGAGAGUUCAUUCCCCCGUUCGCAGUGCACACUGGUGGUGCCCACUUUGGAGCCUGAGGAAAGAAGGAUUGUGAAUUCAAGGAUAUUGGCUCUAUAUUCACAGGGGCCAGGGCUAGGGCUUUAAACAGAUCUUUGAAGGGGGGCAAUAAUUCCUGCAGCCCUUCCAGGCCAGCUGAUACCCAUGUCUUUCUUAGAGUUCUCAGAGUGAAACCCAGGGCAGUGUGCAUGCCUCCUAAUAUUUUGUGUGGCCCCUCUCCAUCCAGUGCACCUAAAUAUUCUGCUGACAUUACCCACAGGGACAGGGGCAAACCAGACCACUUCUCCCACCUCCACCUCCACCGCCCUGCUUCCAGCUACAAAAGACCACCAAACCCAGCCAUGAGAUUGAUCAUGGGACUGUCUUAUGUAAGACCCCCAUGUGCCUUCCCAUGUCACCCAGAGUUAUUACCAGCAUCCUUACUCCACACCAUCCUGGCUCCUUGGCUCUGGCACCUGUGACCCGUUUCUUUUCUUUGUUUGGAAUUUUUGGAGACAGGGUCUUGUUGUUAACUGAGGCUGGGUUUGGACUCAUUCACUAUGUAGCCCAGGAUGAGCUCACAAUCUUCCUGCCUCAGCAUCCUCAGAUGCGUAUAGCUACGUACCACCACACACAGCUCCAGUGUGCUCUGGCCGGCCACUCUUCUUGUGACUAACUCCUAAACUCUCUCCCUAGAGUCUUCACAUCAACAGGGUAGGUAGGCCCUGUGAGUGCGCCUGCUCCCCUGUAUGUAUGGCUGCCUCUCCUUCCGCACAUCUCGGCUCACACACCAUUUUAUUAAAGGAUAGUUAAAUAAAAUAAUAAUAUAUGUUACCACUGCAGACAGGGGAUGUCACACAAGUGUUCUCUAAGAAUGUAGCGUGCUCGGACCUGGAGGGCAUUGUGCUAAAUGAAAUGAGUCAGUCACAGGAAGACCAAGGCUGAAUUAUAAUGCUGUCAUGUCAGAUAUCUAAAGUCCUCAAACUCACAGGAGCAGGAAGUAGAAUAGAGAUUCCCAGGAGCUGUGAAGAGGGGACUAGGGAAUUGUCACACUGUGGGUCCAGUUUCAGUUGUGUAUGGUGGAAAAGUUCUAGAACACUCAACACAACAUGGUGCUUAUAUUUAAGAAUACAGAACGAGGGCUGGAGAGUUGGCUCGGCCAUCAAAGGCUGGGCUCACAACGAAAAGGAUAAGAAUACAGAACUACGUAUGGGUUUACUGCCAUCCCAUGUUAUAUGGAGUUUUAAGCCACGAUUUUAAAAAUGACUAUGUGAUUCACUGACCCCUUUGUUAUAUUGAAAUAUUCAAGGUUAAAGGACUUACCCAGGGCCUCAAAUAAGUCAGUGUCAGACAGUGGUAGGGAGUAGGCCUUUGGAACCCAGAGUACUUCCCCCUUCUCAAAGUUGUUGUAUCACAACUAUUUGUCAAAGCCCACGUUAUAGGGCAGGCAAGAUGGCUCGGCAAAUAAAUGUACUUAACGCCAAGUGUGACAACCUCUUUAAUUCAGAAUCCCCACAAUGGAAGGAGAGAACAGAUCCUUACAAGCACAGUAUGGCAUACAACCACCCCACCCCACACAUAUAAAUAAUAAAUAAAUUAAAAAGAAAAGAUACACAGCAGGUAGUGGUGGCUUAUGCCUUUAAUCCCAGCACUCAGGAGGCAGAUGCAGGUGGAUCUCUGAGUUAAGAGGACAGCCCGGUCUACAGAGCGAUCCCAGAAUAGUCAGGGCUACACAGAGAAACCUCAUUUUGAAAAACAAACAAUUCAAGUCACACAGUUCCUGGAGGUGUGCCCAUAAUCCCUGGGGAGAAAAUGUCCUGUGUGUUGGUUUCAUGAAGUUCUUCUAUGACCCACAGGUUGGGCAGGAGACUGGAAAGUGACACUCCUAGGUGACAUGUCUUCCAAAUGCAGGGAGCUUGUCUGAGUCUCUGUGCCAAGCACAGGGUACUCCCAGUGCCAAGAAGCUGGACAAAGACUGUGGAUAGAAGAAGGAAGACAGGCUGGCUGCUAGUCUGCUUGAUCCUUGUAGUGUAGGCUGUUUACAACUGAAAGAGACCACUCAUGUCUCCUAGGGGUACAGCCCCACUCAGCAACUGAUAGUCUACAUCUAUAUUCUUUAAUUUCUCCCUAGAAAGUGAUGGCUUCCGUCACAAGGGGUGGAUGCUUCCCACUGCUGGAGGGGUGGGACACUGGCUUCCCACUGCGGGGGGUGGUGGGACACUGGCUUCCCACUGCUAGGGGUGGUGGGACACUGGCUUCCCACUGCUAGGGGUGGUGGGACACUGGCUUCCCACUACUGGAGGGGUGGGAAACUGGCUUCCCACUGCUGGGGGUGGUGGGACACUGGCUUCCCACUGCUAGGGGUGGUGGGACACUGGCUUCCCACUACUGGAGGGGUGGGAAACUGGCUUCCCACUGCUGGGGGUGGUGGGACACUGGCUUCCCACUGCGGGGGGUGGUGGGACACUGGCUUCCCACUACUGGAGGGGUGGGAAACUGGCUUCCCACUGCUGGGGGUGGUGGGAAACUGGCUUCCCACUGCUGGGGACAGGGCACUGGCUUCCCUGUGUUGCAGCCUCCAUCCAACCUGACUUCUCUGGGCGGCUAACACUGUGCUCCUCCCACUCUUUCUCACAUUCUAGCUCCAGCCUUUCUGGGGUGUCUUUUUGCCUGUGACUGUCCCUUCCUUCUUUUUGUCUCUAUUUGUUGGUUUUCCCCAGAUCCUAUCCUUAAUGCUGUUGCCAGGCAACAGUUUUCCUAGGGUAUCUGCCGCCAUGUUCCUGACUCUAGGCCAUCUGGAUCAUCAUAAAAUCCUUAUCCCUCCCCCGCCCCCCUGGCCCUUGUUUGCCUCCUUAGGUAGAGAGUGAUUUUUGUCUUCUUCAUAUGUCUUAGUCUGAUCUAGCUGCAAUAACAAAGUCCUGUGCACUGGGUGGCUUAUCUGACAAGGUGAUUUUUCAUAGUUCUGGAGGCUAGAAGGUCAAGAUCAGGGGGACCACAAGGGGUGGGGUUCUUCCUGGCUCACAGACAGCCACCUUUGUGCUCUGUGCUCAUCCAGCAGAGAGAGCAGCCUAGUGUCUCAUCCCCUUCUUGUAAGGGCACUAACCCUGGUGUAGAGCCCGCUCUCAUGGCUCACCUAAACCUCAGCAUCUCCCAGAGGUCUCACCUUCUCGCACUGUCCCUGGAGGUCUGAGCCUUUUACAAAUGCACUGGACACAUCUUGGCCUAUAGUUUGGCACAACCUGGCUUCCUGCUGCAUUCCUGUUCGCCUCCCCUCUUUCCAGUAACCCAAGCCAGAAAAUGACAUCAUUGCCCACAGCGGCAGUGCCAGGUGUCUCCAGGUCCCCUGUCCUUGUAACCACUGCCUGUCAGUCACAUAUCCUUUCACUACUCACGGACCCUGCAAUGUUCUCUCAUUGCCCAGCCUGUCUCACCAAGCCCAGCUUUGCUUCCAGAAGAAAUACCCAACCGCUGUUCUUUGCGCUAUGUCUCGUACAUUUGGACACAGCACACUCUGCCUCUCCCCUCUCUGGCAGGACUGCCCUUCUUCCUGGCAUCUUCUCUAAUACACUAAUCUACGCACAGUACCUGCCAGACCAAAUGCAUCUCAAUGUUCUUGCUCUUGCCUCUACUUGGGGCACCCUUACCCAUAGCCCCAGGACUCAGUCUCAUCUGUCAGAACUCAACCCUGGGUCACCUUGGUGAGGCCUAACUUGUCUCCAAACAUCGUGAGCUUUCUAUGUGUCUUGUUUAUUACUGUAAUGCAUCGUUAUGGGCUUUAGUGUCUUGGCUGCCUCCCUGAAUUAUCUGUGAGCUCCUUGGGGGCAGGAAUCACCUCACUCAAUGACAGCCGAUGCACGGGGAACAAGCAGGAGAGCGGGUGGAGAAGGGCAAUAGGGUAGGAACAAUAACAUCUUUCCCAUUCUGUAUCUCCAGGGCACUGCUGGCAUAAGUGCCAUCAGCUGCCUGCCCUUGAUACUUCCUGUGCACGCAUUCAAUCCCCGGAGGGAGCCAUGAGUGUUCCUAUUUCCUCCCCCAGCCCUGCCAAGAUCCCUCCUGCCCACAUGAAUGCCCUCCUGAGUAAAACCCAUCCCUCCUCAGCUUGAGUUCCCAUUUAUUUCUCCCUUUCAGCCUCUUUGCUCCACCCUUGUUCUGUGUGUGCUGCUCUGUCUUCUAACAGUCGGAUGUAGUACAGCCCUGUGUAACACCUGUGUGAUCUGCUGUCAGCCCUGGUCGCUGCUUUCAGUGAGUAGUGACUCCACUGUAGACAAUGGCUUUGAUUUGUGCUUUUUUUCUUUUCUUUUUUCUUCCUUCCUUCCUUCUUUCCUUCCUUCCUUCCCUCCCUCCUUUCUUUCUUUCUUUUCUUUCUUUCUUUCUUCCCUCUCCCUCCCUUUGUUCUUCCUUCCUUAUCCCACACCCCCUCAAUACAAAGAAGGUUUCUGUGUAGUCCUGGCUAUCCUGGAAUUCACACUGUAGACCAGGGUGGCUUUGAACUCAGAGAGAUCCUCAUGCCCCUGUCUCUCAGUGCUGAGACUAAAAGGCGUACACCCCCACUGCCCAGCUCCAUUCUUUCUUGCUCAUCGGACAUUUGGUUAAUGCUUCUCCAUAUGAUGUACUCAUAACUGGCCUCAGAGUUGGGUCACUUCUCUGCCUGCCUCUCUUUCUCUGAGCUAGAUCCUCUUCGGAAAGACCGAGCAGCCCGGGAGUCGUGUGUCAUGAGACAGGUUUCAAAUGUGGUUUCCACUAAUUUAAACCAGGGUCUGGAAAGCAGGCCGUUUAAUGUCUAAGCCUCCAGCUCCUUAUCUCUGCAAUGGAGGCUGGAUCUUCCCUGUGAAGUACAGAGAGGGUGAAAGGAAGUGAUCUGCAUAAGGCACACAGCGCACUGCCUAGCAGGAAGGGAAGGUUGGCCUCCGUGAUUGAUGUUUUCAAUAUUGUUUCACCAAUAACUCUGCCCCUAAAUAUCUGUCAGGCUAGUGGGCUGUACUCCAGGCUUCCCGAGUUGCCCCUGAAACCUACCCUUCUCCUGUUAGUUGGAAUGGAAGCCUAACUUUCCAUGGGGUGGGGAGAGGUGCCAGGGAGGUCUCGACCACAGCUUCUGUCUUCAUGGGGCAUAGCCAACGUUCCCAGUCUUGGUUAAACAUGGACUGAGCUGUCUCUUUACCCUUACAUGCAAUGCCUGGGAAAACCAGUAACAGCAGCCCCCUUAACUGGUCACUUCUGUAGGCAUGGCAGCUAGCCCCUUUCCAUCCGAUCACUUCAGGGGUCAGGAUUUGCUUUUCUUGGUUUAAGAGGGUCUGAGGAAGAUGUUGCUUUUCUUCAAAAGCUUCCCUGUGUUGUGAGAUAUCCCUGCCUCUGUGUGAGAACAAGAUAUGCUAGGCCACAUCUGUCAGCCUCAGGGGCACAGCUGGGGCGAUGGCUGCCUGGAAUGUGUGACUAAGGACUUCCCAAGUCUCUCUGUCUGACCAGAGCUGGCAAGAAGCCUGACCUUUGAAGUUAAGGGUGAAGUCCCUCCUGGUCCCUUGCCUGUAGGGAGUAUCUUCCUGGAUGCUUCCUGUGAGUAGCUGGUAACUGCUCCCCCGCACCAGAGAAGAGGCUGUCUUGUAACCCUGUGUCCAGAGGCUGGACUAGCAAACCAAAUAGGUGAUUCUCACUGUGUGCCUUUCUCCCUCAUCCCAGUUCAUCAACAGAUGAAGACACUGAAGAGUAGGCCCUUUCUGUUGCUGGGGUGUUCAGGACAUGCCACCCGGUGAGGGUCAAACAGCUGCAUCAGAGUCACCUGGAGAGCUGUCUCCCAAAAUGCAGGUUCCUGGAGCUCUCCUUCAUAAUUUCCAAUUCCAUGAGUCUGGCUCAUGCCAGGAAUCUAUCCUUAAAGACUCCCGAGAGACUGUGGUAGGCAGGUGUGGCAUAGUAAUCCUGAUGCAUUUGGUGCCUUACUUCCCUAGUGGGGGCAGGUGCUUAGGAGCCCCAGAGAGAUUUGACAGGUCUGUGACAGAGGCCCAGAACACUAAGGAGGCUGCAAAGCUCCUGCCUUGAUCUUAGCAGCCAGGGCCGGAGCUGUUUCUGCACUGAAUGAAAUCAGGGCAUCUGAAUGGGAGGCCUGGGGAGCUGUGCGGAAACCAGGGCAGAGAAGAAGGCUUUGGAUGUGCAUAUCCUAUCCAGCCAUGACAGGGAUGGGGCAGGGAGCAUGAUCAGGCAUGAAAUUUGUGUGCAAAAUGAUGAAUUGUCAGUUGAAGUUGGCGGGACACUGAUCCAAGUAAGUGGGCCUGGUGCAGGAACAGAAAGCGGUGACUAGGUCUAAGGUUCCCAGUCUAGGCAACUCCCACGGCAUGCACAGACGGAAAGGCACCAUCCCAAGUUGCAGCAAGACCCUCCACCCUCAGCAGUUUAUACUACAAAGCCACCAGGUGAGUGGGCACACAAGCUAGCAUGAUAAUUGUGUUUCCGCGGGUGAAAAAAAAUAGUGCUUAAGUCAGGAAAAGCAAAAUAAGUAAGUUCUGCAUAGCUCUGGAAGUGGGCAUCACACCAGGCUUCUGGAAAGGGUCCCCUGACAUCUGGAAUUUAGAGCCAAGAAGCAAGGUCCCUUUGGUAUCUGAACCUGGGUUAUUGGUGCUAUUACAAGAAGGUGAGGUCUUUUCUUCUGUUUCUUUUGACUGAGUGUGUGUGUGUGGUGUGUGUGUGUAUGUGUGUGUGUGUGUGUGUCUGUGUCUAUGUGUCUGUGUGUCUGUGUGUGUGUAUCUGUGUGUGUCUCUGUAUGUCUGUGUGUGUGUCUGUGUGUCUCUGUGUCUGUGUGUCUCUGUGUGUUCAGUGAGAGGCAGUUUUAUGGUACUAUGAGAAAGCCCUCCAGGCAUGCAGACCUUAAGUAAAUAAAAGCACACAAAUAAAAUUUUCAAACUAUGUCCUUUCAGAACAUAGUAGGAUUUGCUGAGAAACUGGAUUGAAUUCCCUUUGCUCACCUAACUGCUAAGUGAGAAAGAAAUUCAGAAGAGGGACCAUGUUUUCUCCAAAGGAUCUGCUGAGACGGGGCCCACGGCGGGCCUGUUGACUCUAAUGCGUGACCUUCUAAAAGCCAACUGGGGUGUGUGAGCUGUGGCUAUGUCAGCUACAGGCUAAUGAUGGGGCUGAAGUUUAGUUGGCCAGACCUGAACCCAGAGGAGUAAUUCCGCCCAUGGGUAAUAGGUUGCAUCUGAGGUCUGAAGGCCACUGCACAGUCCUCAGGGCAGGGUUGUUUGUCUAGUGGUGGUGAAGGCUUGGCCUGAAGCAUCCACACUUUCACUGGUUUCCACAUGGAUCCCAGAUGGCCAGCCAAGCACCGGGAUUAGUGUUUGACCCUAGAGCACAAAGCAGGUUUUCUCUUGAGUCAAGAGGUGAGUGUAAAAAUGUCAGGACAUUGCUAGCAACCUAUUUUAGGUAGAUUUUCAGAGAGUAGUCGUUCAUUUGCCCCAAUCCAUCCUAGAUCCUAAAUAUGAUACCCUGGACCAUAUUUCAGUACAGAACAUCUCUACGGGGUACAACCAGAGGUGUUGCUAGUCUACUGACUUUCUGAGAGAGUUAACAGCUCUUAUUUGUAGUGCACUAUUGAACCCCAUGAAUCUCUAAGAGGUACCUGAGAGGGGCAGAGUGAACCAUGUGUUAGGAGUUCCCACAGAGAUGCCAAUGUAUGUAAAGAACUGCGCCCCCAAUGAAGAGCAUCCUAACAGUCAGAAGUUCCAUGUCACCAGACUAUACUGGACAACCCCUGGGUAUCCAGUUCUCUCCUCUUUAGUAGCUGUCAUGAUAAGACAAUAAUUGGAUAACUUAAGGUGCUAUUACAUCCCUUGAAGAACUUGUUAAAGAUCCAUCCAGGGGGACUAGAGAGAUCGCUGAUGGCUAAGAGUACAUGCUGCUUCCCCAAAGGACCAGAGUUUAGUCUCCAACAACACAGGCACAAACACAUACGUGCCCGCAUGUACACACACACACACACAAAACACACCAUAAAUAAAAAUUAAAUUGUAAAAUGAACUAAACAAACGAAAUAAAAAUGCAACCCCUUGAACUCAAAUCUCCCAGGGGGUCUGAUGCCACAGAGAGAGUCCGGAUGUCUGUCACUGGCAAGCAAAUAGCAUAUUUGAAGUUACAUGUGCAGACACCUUACUCCUCUGUUGACUUCCCCAAUGGCUUCCAUGACUUGCAAGCUCCAGGUCUAGUGACCUUUAGCACAGUGAGUUUAUCUCAUCUGUGAUGCCACAGAGCAACAGGACUGUUAAAAGUCCCACCCUGCAAAACCUGGUUCCGACAUUAGCGGAGGAGCGCCCUGUGGUGCAGCAGACAGCAGACGUGAGCUACCCCAUCUCAUCCUACCAGCAUCUCUGUUAUUACCAACCCCAUUUUCCAGAUGACAAAAUGGAGGCCCGGAACCAUCUUCCAAAGAGGUGGUGCCAGGAUUCCAAGCCAGGCAGCCUGACUGCAUAGUCUGUAUUGUACGCUUGGUGCCGAGCUGCCUCUGAAAGACAGUGCUCCUCUGAGGGUCUUUGGCUUCCAGCUCAUUCAGGCUGAAGUUCAGUUCAGUUUUGUGGGAACUGAAUUGAGUUGGAGAUGCCAACACUGGCCUAAGGCAUCUCAUUUCAUCCAAGCAGCAACCUAGCAGCAACCUUGUGGGGAAGGUGUGAUUACUGCCUUCCAGAGGAGGAAAAGCAGACCCAAAGAGGUUAGUCCUGUGGCUUGAUAGGUGCUACACAGCCAGCUAGGGACAGAGAGUCAUUUAUUGGUCCUUUCUCUACCCCAGCUACCUAGCUGAAUCUCUUCCGUGGUCCCUUAGGCUAAUGUAAGAGAGCUUUGACUCCUUGGUCCUUAUCUAAACAUUCGGGCUUGUUUCUGGCAGUCUUCACUUUUGACUGUUAAACGACUGAGUCUGUAAAUAAAACCUAAGUGUACACGUGGGGAAGACAGAUGUAUCCAGAAACGCCCUAAGACCUCAGCCACAUGGAGUUGGCUGAGGGCAACAGUAAGAGGCAAAAGACCAAGCACUUGUGGAGAAAGGAUAUGCACCUAUUUGGCCAUUAUCCAGCCCAUGAUGACUUCUACCUGGUCGUGUGCAGUGCCUGCAAUCAGGUGGUCAAGCCACAGGUCUUCCAGUCGCACUGCGAGAGAAGACACAGUUCAAUGUGCAGGCCUUCUCCCUCUCCAGCAGCGUCUCCAGCCUCCAAUCUCCGGACAUCACUAGCACAGGCAAAGACAAAAGCCUGUGUCAGCGGCCAUAACGCUGUCAGCAGCACCUCAAAGCCAUUUAAAACGCCCAAAGACAAUCUACUUACCUCCAGCAGCACACAGCACACAGUCUUCUCUGCAAAGGGACCAAGGGAUAAACCAUGGUGCUGUGUCAGAGAGGAGCACAUAGAGGGCCCGAGAGGCGGGUGGAAUCAGAGGAUCCAUGGGGACAGCCGGCCUGGGAGCGUUCCAGUUCCCGUAGUCAGUUUAGAGAAAAUCCCUAACCUAGUGAAGGCAGACGGUGCCAAUGUCAAAAUGAACUCUACAACCACUACCGCAGCCACUUCCUCCUCCUCCUCUGCCGUCUCCACCCCACCUUUAAUUAAGCCCACCUUGAUGUCCAAGUCCGUGCCACCUUCACCAGAGAAGACCUUAAAUGGCAAGGGGACUCUGUCAGCCACCAUAGACAAGAAGCACCCAAAUGGCACCAAAAACAGCAACAAGCCUUACCGGAGACUUUCAGAGAGAGAAUUUGACCCAAAUAAACACUGUGGAGUAUUGGAUCCCGAGACAAAGAAACCUUGCACAAGAUCCCUCACCUGCAAGACACACUCGCUGAGCCAUCGGAGAGCAGUCCCAGGCCGGAAAAAGCAAUUUGACCUCCUCCUGGCGGAGCACAAAGCCAAGUCGCGGGAGAAAGAAGUGAAAGAGCACCUUCUGACUUCUGCUAGGGAGAUACUUCCGAACCCGCCUGGACCCGUGCCUGAUGCUCUGCAAGGAUCUUCCGGGAGCACGGUGGCAGAGCCAAAAGUAGCAUCCCCACCAAAAUCCAGGCCACUCAACUCUGUGCUUCCCAGACCAUCAUCUGCGAACAGCAUAAGCAGCAGUGCAUCUUCAAACCACAGCGGCUACACUCCAGAGCCCCCUCUACCCCCAGCUGGAGGCGACCUUGCCAGCCGACUGUCCAGUGAUGAAGGGGAGAUGGACGGAGCCGACGAAUCCGAGAAGUUAGACUGUCAGUUCUCCACGCACCACCCCAGACCUCUUGCGUUCUGCUCAUUUGGGAGUCGCCUCAUGGGACGAGGAUACUAUGUGUUUGAUAGAAGAUGGGAUCGAUUUCGCUUCGCACUGAACUCCAUGGUAGAAAAACACUUGAAUUCGCAGAUGUGGAAGCACAGAAGCCCGAGCCACAGGGCAUCAGGUCCCUCCCCUCUGUUCAGGACUUGCCUAACCAAUCUGCUGUCACUGAGCAACAUUGGGGCUGCCUGGGUGUCAACUCUGGAGAGCGUAGCACCCCGCUGCCCUCUCAACCUCGCUGCCCAAACUCCAGGCCCUGAAGGGCCCGAACCUGGAGGGAUGGCAGCCGAUGGGGGCAUGGAAGACAUUAGGAAGAAAAGGAACGGCCAAGACUCUUUUUUCUUUAACAAGCAUUUAACUCUGCACCAGGAGACGCCAACACAGUAUUCUCUUUCAGCCAGGAAGAUCCCUCCUGCGGCAGAUAGCCCCAUGCCCUCGCCAGCAGCCCACAUCACCACCCCCGUUCCAGCAUCCGUUUUGCAGCCUUUCAGCAACCCCAGUGCUGUGUAUCUUCCUUCAGCUCCCAUCAGCUCGAGACUCACCUCUUCUUACAUAAUGACAUCAGCCAUGCUCUCAGACGCAGCUUUUGUGGCAUCGCCGGACCCACGCGUCCUCAUGUCCCACACCACAGCUUUCCCCCAUGUGGCUGCAACCCUGAGCAUCAUGGACUCAACCUUCAAGGCCCCAUCCGCCGUGUCCCCGAUACCAGCUGUCAUUCCUUCCCCAUCCCACAAGCCAUCCAAAACCAAAACCAGCAAAUCCUCAAAAGUGAAAGACCUGUCCGCUCGUAGCGACGAAUCUCCAAGUAACAAAAAGAGGAAGCCGCAGUCCUCUAUUUCCUCCUCCUCCUUAUCCUUGCAGGCUUCCCUCUCGUCUCCAUUGUCAGGGCCUCACAAAAAGAACUGCGUUCUGAAUGCCAGUUCUGCUUUGAACUCCUAUCAGGCAGCCCCUCCCUAUAACAGUUUGUCUGUGCACAACUCAAAUAACGGGGUAAGCCCACUCAGUGCCAAGCUGGAGCCCUCAGGACGGACCUCACUGCCCAGUGGCCCCAUGGACAUAGUGAGACAGGUGGGCGCUGUGGGUGGCAGCAGUGGCUCCUGUCCCCUCUCCGUGUCCUCCCUUGCACUCCAUGCAGGGGACCUCUCUCUGGCCUCACACAAUGCUGUGUCUUCUCUGCCCCUCUCUUUUGACAAAUCAGAAGGAAAAAAGCGUAAGAAUUCAAGUCCUAGUAGCAAAGCCUGUAAGAUCACUAAAAUGCCUGGUAUGAAUAGCGUUCACAAAAAGAACCCACCCAGCCUUCUUGCACCGGUGCCCGAUCCCGUUAACAGCGCCACCUCUCGGCAGGUAAGGGAGCUCCUGGCACUGCCUUCAUCGGCUCUGGGGGGCAGGGGGAGCUGGGCAGCGCCCUUGCUUGGCCAGGUGGCUCAGACAGGCAACACAAGCAUGUCUCCUUUUUCCGGGUUCCCCGUAGGCUCCGAGAGUUCUUGGUAGGACUUUGCUAAUCUCUAUGGCAAGCACUUUACAGUCAUCACUUCCUUUAGUCCUCACAACAACCCAGGACAAAAUGGCCAGGGGUACAAAAUGGCCGUCACUUAACAGAUGGGUAAACCGAGGCACAAAGAGUCUCUGAGUUCCCCCAUUCCUUUUGAAUGUUUCAUACCUUGAGGUUUUAUACGAGAUCUAUUUCAUUAAAGAGUUGUGUUGCUAAGAA
This is a messenger RNA of Rattus norvegicus (Norway rat), 18261 nucleotides long. The record is from RefSeq and is a predicted model, not a curated record. Lineage: Eukaryota; Metazoa; Chordata; Mammalia; Rodentia; Muridae.